This is a messenger RNA of Capronia coronata CBS 617.96, 963 nucleotides long. RefSeq lists its product as uncharacterized. Gene Ontology annotation, cellular component: nucleus. The record is from RefSeq and is a predicted model, not a curated record. Gene Ontology annotation, biological process: site-specific DNA replication termination at RTS1 barrier; mitotic DNA replication termination. NCBI's taxonomy places the organism in Eukaryota, Fungi, Ascomycota, Eurotiomycetes, Chaetothyriales, Herpotrichiellaceae. The transcript is spliced from 2 exons. Bases 1 to 963 code for a protein of 320 amino acids.
AUGGGUAACGACGGUGGCAGUAUCCCCACCCGGCGCGAACUGGUCAAGGAAGCCGCUCGAAAUCCUACCGCGACCGAAUUAAAAGACAAGCAGAAGGAACACCUUGCCCACCGAUGGUCAACAUGCCCAGUGUCGCAUAAACCGUUGGUCAAACCCAUCGUUUCGGAUUACACCGGAGAACUCUACAAUAAAGAUGCCAUAAUCCAAUUUCUCCUGCCCGCUGAGGCAAGUUCGGUCGACAAGGACGAAUACGAGAAAUUCAUUCAAGGACGCAUUAAAUCGCUGAAAGAUGUGGUCGAGGUGCACUUUGAGGAGGAGCACGACGAGAACGCAAAGACGAGCAAAUGGAUUUGCCCUGUGACCUCGAAGGAGUUGGGACCAAAUGUCAAAGCGGUCUACCUCGUUCCAUGCGGUCAUGCAUUCUCGCAAGAGGCCAUCAAUGCGGUGAAGGGCGACGGCAAAUGCGUGCAGUGUGGAGCAACGUAUGAGGAACGAGAUGUCAUUCCCAUCCUUCCAAGCACGGAAAAAGACAAGGCCUUGGUGAUUGAACGAAUGAAUACGCUGAAAUCACUCGGCUUGACACACUCUCUGAAAAAGGCCAGCGGGAGCAAGAAGCGCAAAGCAAACGGUGAAUUGAAACCGGGUUCCGCAGAUGAACCGAGAAAACACGCAAAAGGCAACACUGUUGACGGACACUCCAUAGUCAAGCCGCAUAAUGGUGAUGGAACCGCCAACCCACAAUCUGGAUCAUCCGCUCCCCGGAUGUCAACCGGAAUCAAGGAUGCUGCCACUGCCAGUCUUACUGCUCGAGUCCUUGAGGAGGAGGCAGCAAGGAAAAGACAACGACAACACAAUGACAACAUCAGUUCCUUGUACAGCAAGACUUCCGACAAGUCCAAGGCAAAGAACCGCGAUUUCAUGACGAGAGGAUUUUCAAUUCCCACGGACGCGCGGCACAAGUGA